Molecule: messenger RNA, 1722 nt
Organism: Fulvia fulva
Lineage: Eukaryota; Fungi; Ascomycota; Dothideomycetes; Mycosphaerellales; Mycosphaerellaceae
Exons: 4
Coding region: 1-1722 (573 amino acids)
Cellular component (GO): cytoplasm
Molecular function (GO): oxidoreductase activity
Source: RefSeq, a predicted model, not a curated record
AUGCCGGCAGGAAACGUGCUUCCAGAUCUGUACUACAUACGUGACCGGUAUUGGCUGUCUAUAUCACUUCUUCGUCAUUUAGUCCGCAUCUAUACCGAUUACUCCGGCUCGCUGCGACUAACAUCACAGCUUUAUCUUGUCAGGCAGCACUAUAUCUUGCCAGGAGGCACAUCAGUCGCGUAUUCAAAGAGCGCCGUCUUACAUCAACACAACAUGUCGACUCUACGAACAAGCUUCGCCAAGCACCGGAAGCCAUGCGAUCUUCCAACAACAGAAUCGACCAAGUCUUUCUGGCAUAAAGAUCCAUCGGCAUUGCUCCUUGGACACCGCUCGACACGGGACUUGCCAAAGACAGCUGACGUCGUGGUCAUUGGCAGCGGCAUUACAGGGACAAGUGUGGCCCAUCACUUGCUCACAGGGGGCGAGAGCGAUCAGAAGAUUGAUCUUGUCCUCCUUGAGGCUAGAGAAGCUUGCUGGGGCGCUACAGGACGAAAUGGUGGUCAUUGCCAGCCCGUCUUUUUUGAGCAUCCACAUGACCCUAGCAUUGGUCACUUUGAGCUAAAGAACUUCGAGACAUUGCAGAGUCUGAUCGAUGAGAAAGAUAUAGAUUGCGAAUUCGUGACUCAACCUGGCGUUCGUAGUGUCUUCUCACGCGGCCACCUCGACCAAGCAGAACAAGCGGUGCAUGUUGUCCAGAAGAAUGCACCAGAGCUUGCUUCCAGGAUGCGGCUAGUCACUGAUCGAGAUGAACUGAGCGGUCUUCGUGUUCCCACAGCUCUAGGUGCCAUUGUUACUAACAUUGCUGCGCGGAUGUGGCCCUACAAGUUCGUUGCGCGUAUCUUGGAGGACCUCAUCACAUCCACCAAGCUCAAUGGCACGUUCAACUUACAGACUCUAACACCUGUCACUGAGCUCGCAUCGGAGGUACACCGCGACCAAGACUUCGUGCUCGUCAAAACUGAACGUGGCACCAUCAAGGCAAAGAAAGUGGUCCUUGCAACGAACGCUUAUACUUCACACUUGCUUCCCCAAAUGUCUGACCUGAUCGUACCCUGUCGAGGCCAGAUGUCCGCCUUGAAACCCUUCCCUUCAGUCUCCGGCGAGGAUCGCCUCAGGACGUCUUUCGGCUUUUCAGGUGAUGGUCUCGAUGACUACCUCAUCCAACGACCCAACGAGAGUGGCGCACAUCUCAUGUUUGGAGGCGGACGACAGCAUGGACCAUCACUGGGCAUCACGAACGACAACCAGCUCGACCAGAAAACAGCAAGCUACCUUCGAGGCCGCUUGGUCGACGUCUUGAACCUCCCAGAAGGCGGUGAGAAGACUUCCUGGACUGAGAUGGACGCAACACACGAGUGGACCGGCAUCAUGGGCUACUCCCGAGACGAGAGGCCCUGGAUUGGUGCUCUGCCUGCAGAGCUGUCUCCAUCGCUUCCACCCGGAUCGACAUAUCUGGCAGCCGGAUUCACUGGUCAUGGUAUGCCGAACACAUGGCUUUGCGGCAAAGCCGCAGCGGUCAUGGCGAAGGAAUCACUCGAAGGCGCAAAUGUCGACGAAGCCAGCGUGAUUGCAUCAAGAGAGACUGGUCUGCCGGAAGCCUACAAGAUCAGCAAGAAGCGCAUCGAUGCUGCUAUGGAGUUGGAAGAUGUCGAGGCCAAAGGCUGGGCGGAGACGGACCGUGGCGCAAGAGCCAAGAGGCCAUUUACGAGUGGAUUUGCUUGA